Messenger RNA from Oppiella nova, 2481 nucleotides. The record is from the annotation of a GenBank genome assembly. NCBI's taxonomy places the organism in Eukaryota, Metazoa, Arthropoda, Arachnida, Sarcoptiformes, Oppiidae.
CUAAUAUGAUUAAUAACACGAAAAAGUCUUGCGUCGAGAUUACGAGCGAUAAUCAAUUGACUCACUCAUCAGCACCACUGCCUGUCAACGGAGUGAAUGCAUCACACGUUCAGUCGAGUCAGACUCAAUCAUCGCAAACGUCAUCCCUGUCCUCGUCGUCGUCGACAGCCUCUCCGACGCCAAGACUUCCCGACUUUAUUCGCCCCAAAAUAGUGACGAUCGUCAGGAAUGGAGUGAAACCGCGAAAAGUGUUUCGUUUGCUUUUGAACAAAAAGACGGCUCAGACCUAUGAUAAAGUGCUGAACGAUAUCACAAAUACUAUUAGACUGGACUGCGGGGCUGUGCGACGGAUAUACACAUUGUCUGGAAAUCAGGUCUUAUGUCUGUCAGACUUUUUCAUCGACGACGACGUCUUUAUUGCUUUCGGAACGGAAAAGUAUUCUCACGAAGACUUAGAUCUCGACUCUGAAGAGCACAAACUGGUCUACUCUAAGACGUCGUCUUUGAGUCGAAGUGUUUGCCACAGAAGUGGCAAAAAGAGCUCUCCUUCGCCGCUAUCUGUCAUUUACGGUACUCUAAGUAAUGGCAAAGGAGUCAACUCUACUCACAAUCAAAACUCGCCGAAAAUGGGCUCAAAAUUGAAUGACAAGAAUAGUCGAAACGCAGCGCUUAAUGGCAAUUAUGGGUACAAUGGGAACGGCUAUUCCGUAUCGAUUCUGUUCCCUAAACAAGUGACACAACACUACGAAAUCGGACAAAUCAUAGGCGACGGCAACUUUGCUGUUGUGCACCAUUGCACUCAUAAGGCCACCAAAGCUCAGUUCGCACUCAAAAUAAUCAAUAAAUCCAAGUGUAAGGGAAAGGAGGCUAUGAUUGCCUCUGAAGUCGCGAUUUUACGGAAAGUCAAACACACGAACAUUAUUCAACUCAUUGAAGACUUUGAUUACACUAACGAACUGUAUCUAGUCAUGGAAUUAGUUAAGGGCGGGGAUCUGUUUGAUGCGAUCACAUUAGCGAAUAAGUACACAGAAGUGGAUGCGAGUCACAUGAUUCACGACCUGUCCGGUGCCCUCCAGUACUUGCAUUUGCUAAACAUCGUGCACCGGGACGUGAAGCCCGAGAAUUUGCUCAUUUGCGACAAAAACGGUGUCAAGUCAUUGAAAUUAGGAGACUUCGGGUUAGCCGUCGAAAUGGAGGACAACGUUAAGCUGCACUCCGUGUGCGGAACGCCUACUUACGUAGCGCCGGAAAUUCUCGCCGAAACCGGUUAUGGCAAAGAGGUGGACAUAUGGGCGGCCGGUGUUAUCGCAUACAUACUUCUCUGUGGUUUCCCUCCCUUUGCCAACGAAGACAACGAUCAGGACUUACUCUUUGAUCAAAUACUUUCGGGUAGUUUUGAAUUCACUCAACCCUUUUGGGACCCGAUCUCCGAGUCGGCCAAACAGCUCAUUACAGAGAUGCUGGAAGUGGACCCAAACCUAAGGCUCACCGCAACCCAAGUCAUGGAACACCAGUGGGUUGUCGGUGAGAGCGCCGGCACUAACGAUAUGUUGAGUACUGUAUCGCAAAAGCUUAACAAACAUUUUGAUAAGAAAUCUAACAAUAAAUCUAAGAAGUGCUCUGAGAAUAUGGCCGGUAUUUCACUGAUAGCCGUAAGUACUUACUAGUGAUUGGAAAUGCCGUUGAAGUACUGGAAGUGCUUAUAAUGUCUGAUCGAAUGCAUAUCAAAUCUAAUCUGUGAUAAUGCUAUUGCCGUUCCUCUAGUCCUCCCAAUAAUAGCUUUUUAAUGUUUUUCCAUACGAUUUAUAAGCUUUAAUCCAAUCAAUGCAUGCAAUCAUUUGCACAUUUGCCUCGCAUUUCACUCACUCUUUUUGAUACUGACUUUUAUGCGAACGAAAUACUUCUCAAUAUUUUUUAUAACUCUAUUUCUAUGCAAUUCUCUAAACAAUCAUUGAUUUCCUUUAAAAUCCAAAAAUCCGUGAAUCAAUUGCAACCGUACGACAAAUGUUAUGAGAAAAACUGGAUUUCAUUACCUGUUUAUUAAAGAAUUGCUGAUAUUUUGUCUCCUUUUGUAAGUAUAGACCAUUAGAAACCAUUUGUUUCCCCGUUUUUGUAUAAUUUGUUAGAAAAUAUUGACUCCAUUUAUGUUACUAUAAAUGAAUGCAUAAUUAAUACAUAGUUAAGUAACCUAUCGGUUAGACUAAACCAAACAAAACCGUUUGUUGACAUCAGUUAUGAUUUUAAAUAUUCAUUAACUGUAUAAUGUAAAUACGAGUCCCCAUUCAGUUCAAUGGCUUUCGCACAUGAAUUAGCGGUUAAUUUGCUUUUCAUUUAAUUGUGAAUCCGAUAAUAGCGGACGGCUUUGGAUAAGAAACCGAUCGGAAAUGUGAGACAUUAUUUCAGACCUUAUAGUAAAGGACGGAAUCCAGUGAUAAGAUUUGCUGUGCCUUUGAUUCUUCCGCGAACUUCAUUCUAACCAUC